CUUCUGCUGGGUGCUCCUGAUGAGCUGAGAUCCACAACAACCUUCUGCAGGUGUCAGAACCUGUCCCAGUUUCUUUUGAUCAUCUUGGCUCCUCUGCGUGAUUUAAGGAGGAUCCUGCCCCAGGCCCUGCUAUGGAUGUUGUGUAAUGUAAGAAGUGUGAACUGUGUAUUCUCUUUCUAAACAGGACAGUCUUCAGAAAUGUCAGCAUAUUGCCUGUUGUGGUUUGGUUGCAUGGCUGUUCACAGGAAAAAUACUGUUGGGAUAAAAGUUGACAAAGGCAGAGUGACUAAAACAGUAUGGAACCCAGCAGCCCCAGGAACCACCCUGCCCAGAGCCUGACAGGUCCCUUGUCAGGCUAGGAAAUGAUCUUCAAUAUUUCAAGAAGGAAUGGGCAGACACAAACAAUCAGUCACCUGCGAAAGAGAAAUUUCAGAGUGAAGAUUCCAGAUGUGAAAACUAAAAUUAGUUUGGAAAGAUCUUAGAAGAGCAUUUACUCACAUUGGUGCUGCAGUUGCAUUUUGAAGAUGGAUGUUCCUAAAAAAGAAGUGAAGUCAAAUGGAUGUUGGCGAGCACCCCAUGGCAGCAGUCACUUCAUUUCGCUUGUUCAGAGGGGACUCUAACUUGGAAGUCUUCUUUAGAAUGAAGAGGAACAAUUUAUCUGUUGGGAAUAAAGUUGUCCAGUCUUCACCAGCAGUGAAACAGCCUAAACUUGGGUUCUACUCUUCUCUCAACCAGACUCAUACAUACACUGUCCUUCUAGACUGGGCGAGUUUGCCUCACUAUGUAGUGUUACGCAUUUUUCAGUAUCUUCCUUUAAUGGAUCGGGCCCGGGCAUCUUCUGUAUGUAGGAGAUGGAAUGAAGUUUUUCAUAUUCCUGACCUUUGGAGAAAGUUUGAGUUUGAACUGAACAAGUCAGCUACUUCAUAUUUUAACUCCACUCAUCCUGAUCUCAUUCAGCAGAUCAUUAAAAAGCAUGCUGCCCAUCUCCAGUAUGUCAGCUUUAAGGUUGAUAGUAGUACUGAAUCAGCAGAAGCUGCCUGUGACAUACUUUCUCAGCUGGUAAAUUGUUCUAUACAGACUUUGGGCUUGAUUUCAACGGCCAAGCCAAGUUUUAUGAAUGUGUCAAAGUCUCAUUUUGUGUCAGCACUUACAGUUGUUUUUGUCAACUCAAAAUCAUUAUCAUCAAUCAAAAUUGAAGACACACCAGUGGAUGAUCCUUCUUUGAAGAUUCUUGUGGCCAAUAAUAGUGAUACUCUAAGACGCCUCAAAAUGAGUAGCUGUCCUCAUGUUUCAUCUGAUGGAAUCCUUUGUGUAGCUGACCAUUGUCAAGGUCUUAGAGAACUGGCAUUAAAUUAUUACAUGCUAAGUGAUGAACUUCUCCUGGCACUUUCAAGUGAGACCCAUGUUAACCUUGAGCAUCUUCGAAUAGAUGUUGUGAGUGAAAAUCCUGGACAAAUCAAAUUUCUUUCUAUUAAAAAACAAAGUUGGGAUGUACUCAUUAAACACUCCCCUGGAGUUAAUGUUGUUAUGUACUUCUUUUUAUAUGAAGAGGAAUUGGAGACGUUCUUCAGAGAAGAAACCCCUGUUACUCACCUUUAUUUUGGUCGUUCCAUAAGCAAAGCAGUUCUAGGACGGAUAGGUUUUAACUGUCCACGAUUAAUAGAGUUAGUAGUAUGUGCUAAUGGUCUUCAGGCUCUUGAUAAUGAACUUAUUUGUAUUGCUGAACACUGUAAAAACUUAACAGCCUUGGGCCUCAGUCAAUGUGAAGUUAGCUGCAGUGCAUUCAUUGAGUUUGUAAGACUAUGUGGGAGAAGGCUAACCCAGCUCUCUAUCGUGGAGGAAGUUUUGAUCCCUGAUGAUGAUUAUAGCCUAGAUGAAAUUCAUGCUGAAGUCUCCAAAUACCUGGGAAGAGUAUGGUUCCCUGAUGUCAUGCCUCUCUGGUAA
This is a messenger RNA of Globicephala melas (long-finned pilot whale), 1944 nucleotides long. RefSeq names its product F-box/LRR-repeat protein 21. The record is from RefSeq and is a predicted model, not a curated record. Gene Ontology annotation, biological process: entrainment of circadian clock by photoperiod; SCF-dependent proteasomal ubiquitin-dependent protein catabolic process. NCBI's taxonomy places the organism in Eukaryota, Metazoa, Chordata, Mammalia, Artiodactyla, Delphinidae. Gene Ontology annotation, cellular component: SCF ubiquitin ligase complex; cytosol; nucleus. Gene Ontology annotation, molecular function: protein binding.